This is a messenger RNA of Emericellopsis atlantica, 450 nucleotides long. RefSeq lists its product as uncharacterized. The annotation marks the transcript as partial. The record is from RefSeq and is a predicted model, not a curated record. Lineage: Eukaryota; Fungi; Ascomycota; Sordariomycetes; Hypocreales; Bionectriaceae. The transcript has a single exon.
GGCUCGCAGCAGACCCUUUCCAUCGUCGGCAGUGCUACCCACAACGGUGGCUCAUGCCAGGCCUCGCUGUCCUACGACGGCGGCGCCUCCUGGAAGGUCAUCAAGAGCUGGAUCGGCAACUGCCCGCUCAAGAAAGACUGGCCCUUCACCGUCCCCAGCGAUGCCCCCAGUGGGGAGGCCCUGCUCGCCUGGAGCUGGCACAACAAUAUCGGCAAUCGCGAGAUGUACAUGAACUGCGCGCAUGUCACCAUCGGCGGACACAACGGUGGCUCACUAAGCGGGCGUCCGGAUAUCUUCGUGGCCAAUGUCGGGAGCAAGGGGAAUAACUGCCGGACGGUCGAGGGCUCAGAUGUCCUCUAUCCUAACCCUGGCCCUGAUGUCGAGAACACGAGCAGCAGGACUGCGCCUCCAGUCUGUGAUGGCAAUAUGGCUCGUGGUCUCCGUGUUUAA